Molecule: messenger RNA, 3222 nt
Organism: Pezoporus occidentalis (night parrot)
Lineage: Eukaryota; Metazoa; Chordata; Aves; Psittaciformes; Psittacidae
Gene: MAD1L1
Product: mitotic arrest deficient 1 like 1
Exons: 18
Coding region: 145-2292 (715 amino acids)
Biological process (GO): mitotic spindle assembly checkpoint signaling; attachment of mitotic spindle microtubules to kinetochore
Cellular component (GO): kinetochore; mitotic spindle; nuclear envelope
Source: RefSeq, a predicted model, not a curated record
GCGGAGGCCGGGGCGGAGUGCGCUCCUAGUACCGUCCUUACGGCGGCCCGCGGCGCUGUUCUCGCGAGAGCUGGGCGCGAGUUCUCGUGCGAUUUCGGCGCCGGGGCGAGGAGGGAGAUCCAAGCGGGGCGCGCGCGGCGAGCCAUGGAUGACUUCGAAAAUAACACCACCGUCUUCUCGGCCCUGAGAUCUCUCAACAACUUCAUUUCACUGGAGGGGGCGUCUGGGCCGGCGACGCCAGGCUCGUCUCGGAGCGCCUUGCAGAUUCAGUACCAGCAGAGGGUGCAGAUGGAAGAACAAGCUGGCCAGAUCCACUCCAAAUCCCAGCUCCUGCAGGUGGAACGAGAGAAGAUGCAAAUGGAGCUUAGCCACAAACGAGCUCGCAUUGAGCUGGAGAAGGCAGCUAAUACCAACGCCAGGAACUAUGAGCGAGAGGCUGACCGUAACCGGGAGCUGCUCACGCGCAUAAAGCAAUAUCAGGAAAGGGAAACAGAAGCUGAAAAUAAACUGAAAGAACAAAUGGAGAUGAGCAAAUGCUAUAAGAAGAGCAUGGAGACAAUGAGUAAGAAGCUGCAAGAGAAGGAGAGCAAAUUAGCUGAAGCCAAUGAAACAAUCACUGUAUUAAAAGGGAAAAUCUCAGAACUGCAAUGGAGUAAAAUGAAUCAAGAGAUGCAGAUGACAAGCCAAGACUCUCAGAAGCAGGAACUGAUGGAACAGCUGGAUGUUCAACAUAAAAAAUGGCAAGAAGCUUGUCAGCAAAUUCAGAUGUUGCAAGCAAACCAAUCCCAUCUAGCAGAAUAUGAACAGAAGAUUAAGGAUCUGGAACAGAAGCUCUCCCAGCAGGAACAUGAUGCUUUAAUUGUCAAGAACAUGAAGACAGAACUGGCUCGUCUGCCAAAAAUGGAGCGGGAAUUGCGCCAACUCAAGGAGGAAAAUGCCUACUUCAGGGAAAUGAAAGAAAACAAUGGGUUGCUCAAAGAGGAGGUAGAAGGUCUCCAGAGAAAACUGGAACGCUAUGAGAAAGUCCAAGCGCAGCUCGCGACCGUUGAAUUGGAAAAUGAGAAACUUCUGGGAAAAUUAAAAAGCUGGGAGAGAGUGGACCAGAGCACCGGCUUGAACAUCAGGACACCGGAUGAUCUCUCCAGGCAAAUUGUGGCCCUGCAGCAAAGGGAACUUGUGCUGAAAGAGCAGAACUCUACCAUCACGAGCAGUGCCCGAAUACUAGAGAAGGCCCGGGUACAGCUACAGGAGGACAUAAUACGGAUUCAGAGCCAGCUCUUGGAGGAGAAGAAGAAACGCGAGCAGCACGAAACACUGGUCAGGCGGCUGCAGAAACGUGUGCUGCUGCUCACCAAGGAGCGGGAUGGGAUGCGAGCAAUUCUGGAGUCGUAUGACAGCGAGCUGACCCCUUCAGAGCACUCACCCCAGCUGAACCGGCGCAUGCGUGAGGCUGAGGAGAUGGUGCAGAAGCUGCAUGCUCAUAACACUGAGCUGGAGGCUCAGCUGUCUCAAGUUCUGGAAGAAGUGGGGAAUCACAAGCAAAGAGCAGAGAUGCUGGAGGUGGAGAUGAAAAUCCUGAAGUCUCAAGAGUGCACAGCAGAGCAAAGUACCAUCGUUACCAAGGAGGAGAUUGACACAUUAAGGCAGAAAAUUGAGGAGCUGGAAGCUGAACGCAGCAAGCUGGAAGAGCAGAACAGAUCUCUGGAAAUGAAACUGGAGAAGCUAACUGUGCAGGGUGACUAUGACCCCAGCAAAACCAAAAUUCUUCAUUUCAGCAUGAAUCCAGCGAGCUUGGCCAUGCAGCAGCGCAAGGAGGAGCACCAGCAGCUCCAGGAGGCAUAUGAAAGGCUGAAGGAGACAGUGAGGGUGCUUGAAGGAGGUGGUUCCAUCCCUGAGAAUCUGGAAGGACUUGGGAGUUUACAGUCAUCACAAGAAAUUGCAGAGCUGAAGAAGCAAGUGGAAAGUGCAGAACUGAAGAACCAGCGUCUGAAAGAAGUUUUCCAGACCAAGAUACAGGAGUUUCGCAAGGUGUGCUACACGCUAACAGGCUACCAGAUCGACAUCACGACUGAGAACCAGUACCGCCUCACCUCCAUUUAUGCCGAGCACCAAGGGGACUGUCUGCUUUUUAAGGCCUCCAGCUCCUCCGGUCGAAAGAUGCAGCUUCUGGAAAACGAGUUCUCCCGAACCAUCCGGGAGCUCAUCGAGCUCCACCUGCUUCGCCAGGACAGCAUCCCAGCAUUCCUCAGUGCACUCACCCUCGACCUCUUCAGCCGCCAGACCAUUGCUUAGCAUCCCACUGCCAGCACCAGCCGCGUGUAGACCACUCCUGGGCAGGUCUCUUGAGGUAGCAAGGAAGAAUUCUCCCCCCCACCUCCUUUAUUUGUGGUAUUGGGUUGUCUCUGGUUUGCAGGGAUCUCCUUCUCCCCCUUUCAUCCUGAAAUCCCACUCUGAUUCCUAUCAAAAGCAUCAUUUCCCUCCUGUGGGAGGGCAAGUCUAGCUCCAUCCCAGGGCUCUACUGUGCCAAGACCCACUCCCUGCCUUUGAACUGGGAAAUGUGUUCAUCACUGCCUAGCCUGUGUCGGCAUCUCUCUGGGAAUAUGGUGGGAAAUGGUGGUUUGAGGAGCCAUAGCAUCACCGUUUGCAGCUUUUCACAAAAGGGUCCCCCAAAUCUGAGCUCUGGCAGAGAGAUGAACCUUGCAAGAGGCUGGUGCUUCCUGCCCUCAUAGUUGUCUUCUCCUCUGGGAGCCAAGGGCUUGGUCCUUGAAGCCAGGGACGUGCAGAAGGAUCCGUCAUGAGUAGCAGGUUCUUUGUGGAUACCUCCAGCUCUUGCAAGCAGCUCAUCUCUCAACAGGGCUGAAAUUAUCUUCCAAGAUAUCCCAUUACCCGAGCCUGCCACCACUCAGCAGACAAGCACAAGCAUAAAUGGCCAUUUGAAGGCCUGUACCUGUGUUGACACCACAGUGUUGUGUGAUGUGCUCACAUGUCACUGGUGUGCUUUUUGUUCCACACCAACACUCUUGGGUUCUCUAUCAUCUCAGGACUUGCAGGAGGAGCAAUUUGGGUUGUGCUCACUGCUGCUGGGUUUAGCUUGCCAGGCUGUGGGUACCUGCUCAGCUUGACAGGGGUCUCCCUCCUCAGAGGGCACCCCCUCAAGUAUGACAUGUUGUGUUACAGUGGGUAUAGUUCUUCUGUUGGAAGAAUAAAGUGUCACUUCCUCAA